GACCAGUCGAUCCUCGGGGUUCGCCAUUGUGUCAAACGGAGGAGGUGUGAAGGGACCUAUGGGUCGUUGGUUCCGGGCCAGGAGGGGCUCUGGUAGCGAGUAAGGUUGCGUUGGGAACUUCCCGAGUCUGUUAACUGUUAAUUAUGCAUGUCCCCGAUGUCGUACGGCACAGCCCAUGCGGGAAAUCGCGGAUACACCUGCGUUUUGCCGCAUCUACGGCUGCCUGCGUUCACAUUAUAUAGGAUUCAUCUUUAUUGCGCGAUAUUAUAGGCAGACGACUUAUUGACUAACUACAAAUUCGCCUAGUCGCAAAAAGGGGAACGUACAAUGCAAGCUAAUACAUUGCCGCCGGCUGCGUGUGCUAACUGGAAAGAUGGAGACGGUGUAUGCCCCAAUGAAGGCAAGCUGGCCUGUGGUAGCUGUAAAUUGGUACUGGUGAGUAGACACUCCUUCACAGUCAAAUAUUGGGAUACUAAUCGAUGCCAUGCAAAGUACUGCGGUCGUGAUUGCCAAGUAAAGCAUUGGAGCGAACACAAGAAAGCAUGCAAAUCCCCAAUGAGGAAAGAAAGCUGGCUUCCGGCCUGGGACCGCGACCGCCGGGACCCUGCGUGGGCUCAGGGGGCGGCCGCCACUAACAUCCACAACCCGUUUGGGAUGAAUAGACAUCUUUGGGGUAAUACACCUGCGAUGGAUGUGCUUAACUUACCCCGGAAUGAGGGGUCGGACUAUGAUAAAGAUAUAUCCAUUCUGUUUGCCGCAUCGGGAGAUCUAAGGAACGCUGCCAAGACUGUCCAAUGUCUUCCAGAGGGGUUUGACCACCAAGUGAAAAUAACCUUGAACGAUAGGGACCCGGUUGUCGCGUUGAGAAAUGUCAUUCUACUACUGCUCAUGCUGAAGUCCCUAGAGGAAGCAUCAGAUGAAGCUAGUAUUGAUAAUCUGGCCGAGACCCUCAUACACGUCUGGUACUCCGCCAUGAUUACAUCGGACAUGCUAUCUCAACUCGAAUCUAAAGUAAAGCCACUCGUCAAAGAAGCAUGCUUCUGGACUCCCUUCAGGGAGUCGGGAGAUGUGCUAAGAAAGAAGUGGGACUUUCAGUCAGGGGCUUCACUCGACGUAUCUAUUGAGAGGGAUACUUGGAGUCAGCUACUAAAGUUCCUUGAAGUACCUGAACAUCUUACCGCAGCGAAAGCUAGGGAUGUUCGCAUCGCUACUAUGUUGGCGCCCGAGAGGCAGGACUAUCGAGACCGAUGGGGAUUUAAGGAUGCUUCGCCGUCUAUGCGCGUCGCUAGGCAGCGUUUCCGAGAGGAUGGUAUACUUCUGCCUUUUGGGCAUCCGCGUUUGAAGUUCGAUAUACCUAAUCCGACCUUAUUCCAGGCAGCAGAUUGCUGGCCGAUGGAUGAUAAAGCAGACCCCUUGGAUGGCUGGCCCAUAGGUAAGGUUAGAGCAACACCAUUUCGAGCAGGCGAAGACUUGUAUGGGAAGUUGUUCUGGCAUAUUCGGGGCGUAUUGAGCGCUUUUAUACGGCGAGUUGCUACCGGGAAGAUACAUUUUGAGGUGCUUAAUAUCGAUGUCGCAGAUCUGGAUCAGCUCGUGGAGAAGGGCUCAUUUGACAGGAUAGAGGCAUCAAACAUCUCUGAUGUAUGUUGGUUGGGGACGCGGGAAACCCUGCGCUGCCUCAUCCCCUUACUCAAACCACCGCAGCGGAACCUACACGCUACUCUCAUCACCGUGUAUCUGAACGCAAUCAUCGAAACCUCCAAGCGUGACGGGCUUGAUAACGAGAGGCACGGCGUGGAACUCAUUAAGAAGUAUCUUAACAUAUCAGAAAGGAAUAUCGUAGCCAAUCCCCAGGGUGCCGAGAUGUACCGCAUAUGGGACGCACGGAGCCUCACUUUUAACCCAGAAAAGUUCUUUCGCAGGUACAUGGUUGAUCAACGAUUCCGUCAGGCUGCCGAGGAACUGGGAGUGGUCAUGAAGGAACAUAAUACGAUAGGAGAUGCGUGGCCUAUGAGCUUGAAACUUCGCCCUGGCGAACCCGGUGCCCAGGAGGAGUUCGACGGGCUUCUAGCUUCGGGCGCUACUGGAGUCGAGCGAUUUGUUGAAUGGAAAAGAGUGAGGUAGUUGUCCGGUUACUCGCGUAUGAGGACGUCAUGGUAUAGUAUGUAUAAUCACUUCGUAGGUGGAUAUGUGGCAGACCUAUCAAGCCCAUAAUGUCGCUUUUACUCUAGUCAUCCGAUCUCCUUGAGAGUUGGGGAUCGAGCCGGAUCUAUUGUACUCCUCGAUAGUUAUCAUCCGAAUACUUUUUAGACUCUCGUCUGCUCGUGGUAGCUUCUACAUAUUGCUGUGUU
This is a messenger RNA of Hypoxylon trugodes, 2348 nucleotides long. RefSeq lists its product as uncharacterized. Bases 328 to 2121 code for a protein of 597 amino acids. The transcript is spliced from 5 exons. The record is from RefSeq and is a predicted model, not a curated record. NCBI's taxonomy places the organism in Eukaryota, Fungi, Ascomycota, Sordariomycetes, Xylariales, Hypoxylaceae.